Messenger RNA from Didymella exigua CBS 183.55, 3675 nucleotides. RefSeq lists its product as uncharacterized. The record is from RefSeq and is a predicted model, not a curated record. Lineage: Eukaryota; Fungi; Ascomycota; Dothideomycetes; Pleosporales; Didymellaceae. Bases 1 to 3675 code for a protein of 1224 amino acids. The transcript is spliced from 2 exons. Gene Ontology annotation, molecular function: NAD+ poly-ADP-ribosyltransferase activity.
AUGCCUCGCAGGCAGUUUGUGGCCGAUCUGGCUGCCGCUGUCGAGGGCGUUUCUAUUGCAGGCAUCUCGGAUGUGCAGCCUGGCGGCGACGAUGGCGAAUUCACCUUCGUAUGCAUCGCUGACGGCAAUGCUCUCAUGAUCUCUGCACUAGUACCUGAGUUAUCUGACUACCCCUCAAGUCACGACUGCAUGAUCUUCGGGCCUGAUGAUGCGUCCUCUAGUGUUGCCAGUACUUUGUCUGAUAUCUCGGCGACUGGCAAGACGGUGCAGCAGAUCCUCGAACUCGUAUCGCGGAAACUAGAAUCGACUGACAGAGAUGGCGACUACCAAAUGCUCAAUUCUCAAGAUCUCGAAGGCUUGGGAGAUGGCACUGAGGAUGAGGAUGAGGAUGAGGAUGAUUACGGCGAAGAUUAUUUCCCCGGAGACGAGGACAUGCUCCCUAAGCACUACAGCAACGGCCAUCACACACCGAUCGUAGGGACAUUCACAGAGCCCACAGCUGCCUUUCGACAACGCAUCCAGCGCGAUUUGCUGGCAGCUAAGAGUAACGGCUUCAAAGUUGGCCAUCUGGGCGGUCUCAUGGACGGGCUCGGUUGCUAUGUCAGCAUCUCUAUCCGCAUCGCGAAGCUGGGUAUCUCCGAGGAAGCCAUGCAGGCCUGGCAGAUCGAGCCCAAUGAAUAUCUCGUCACGUUGUUCCACUAUCCACACGGUUAUAAAACCAUGGACGACUUACGAUCGUACGACAACAGCCAAGCCCAGCGCAAUUUCAGCAUCCGCAUUGGUAUCUCCAAGUCCUACAAGCCCACUCUACAGGAAGCCGUCCAAGCAUUCACUGUCCUUAGCAGGCAGGAAGAGAAGGAGCAGGAAGAGUCGCAGCAGACCGAGUCGCAGCAGGAAGCAGCAGUCCACCAAGGCUUCCGUCUGUCGUUCAUAUCCAAACCACUGCACCAUCUCAGCGAUGAACGUUUCCACCUGGUUUUAAAGUACCGGUAUGCUGGCAUGGAUUGGAAUGGAGCUGAACUGUUCUACUACGACCAAAUCCUUCAGCCAGCAAGCAAGCAUCAACAAGGCUCGGACGAUAAGUACUAUGUUCCCGAAGUCGUCACCACUGUGUACCCUCCGGUCGUCACGGCCGAUCACAUCCAGCAGUCGACCUGUCAAGAGCACUCGCUACCUGUUGUUGGCAUACAGUGGGUGCUCAGGCAUUUUGUACGCUGCACAGAGUUCUGUCUUAUAUGCCUCAGCAAGAUGCCUGAUGAUCUUCAGGCUAUCAAGCCAUACGUCUGCGAUAAUCCGCUGUGUCUCUACCAGUACAUGUCACUCGGAUUUGGACCAAGUAUCGAGCACGAGGUCCUCUCUCAACCGAAGGUAGUCGAUCUGCUAAUCAGCUUUUGCUACUCGAGUGCACGUCAGUCCAGACUGAAGGUCUUCCCUGCCGGUCUCUCAUUAGAGGUUCCGCCUUCUUCGGCAUAUGAGGAAGAUUACUCUCUCCGUCAGUACCAAGGAUUGGGCUGGCAGCCGCAACCAGAUGCUCAGUCGUCCAGGGCCACGGGCACUGAUAGUGAGCAAAUUCCUAUUGCGAUUAAGCUUAACCUCGAUACACGCGAGAUCUUGUUUAACGACAAAUCCAAAUCGUGCCCUCUUCGAGCGAAUGAGUGGAUUACCUUCCGGUUUGAUGGUGAGGCGAGCAGAUCAUUCCAUUGCCGGGUACUUGAGACUACUUACUACCCGACGGUAAAGAUCUCUGAGCCUAUAGAGCCAGCUGUCGCUUCACUCGGUACAUCGUCGAAUGCUUAUGGAUACGCACCAGCCGCACCCCAAGCUGCACCUCCAAAGCUGACUUCCAAGAUUGCUCGCAACACAAACGAAUUCCGUCCUGCGAAGUUUCAAGCCUACAACCAGAACUUUGACGCGCUGUCGGAGCAGAACAAGCGGCAAGUCAUUUGUCUUCUCCUCGACAUGCUGCCUUCUGUGGAAAGCUUGAAGCGGUACCUGCUCCGCAAAACCAACAACGCCCUGAGUGGGUGGACAGACCGACUUUCUCCCGCGGCUCUUGGGCUACUCCGCUGGAUCAUCGCAUCGAAUCGAGCAUGCAUCCUUCAAGUAGAUGCCGAGCGUGACACUCCCACUGGGCGAAAAGCCGACGAUCGACUGUACGGAAUGUCAAAUUGGACUCAGUUCCGGUUUGCGAUGGGCGCGCCGGACAAGGAGCGACGGUUCAUUCAAGCCGUAAGAAGCACCACCGAGAGACUUAAUCUCAAGUUUCCAACUCUCUUUGCGUGGCACGGCAGCCCGUUGCACAAUUGGCACGGCAUCAUUCGCGAAGGAUUGCACUUCAACGAGACGCACCAUGGUCGCGCCUUCGGGCAUGGUGUGUAUCACUCCUUGGAGGUUAACACUAGCAUCGGCUACUCGGGCUACGGAGGAGUUGGCUACACCUGGCCGAACAGCGAGCUCAACAUUCAGCAAGCUCUUGCACUAAACGAGAUUACCAAUGCCCCGCAAGAGUUUGUCAGCAAAACCCCUCAUCUUGUGGUUGCUCAGCUUGACUGGAUCCAAACCCGCUACUUGUUUGUCAGUCAUGCGGCAUACAAUCAAGCGAACAGCCCGGCGGACAAGGGAUCAAAGCCCCUGGAGAUCUUGGAGCAAGACCCAUCCAUGACGCCAACAGGUAGUGACGGCAAGCUGAUCAUUCCUAUGCGUGCGGUCGCCGGCUCCAGGAGACCAAAGUCGCUGAAGACCAUGGUGAGUGGAAUCGAGCAUACUACUUCGUUACCUUUGCUGAGCGAUAUUCAGCAAAAUAAGCGACAGAAGGCGCAAGGAACAAGCAAGUACGACGCUAUCGAGAUUCACGACGACGAUACCGCUAGUGUUGCAACGCUGGACGAAGAUCGUGUCAUUUUCGAAGAUGCAUUGUCAAAGAACGAGCAAUACGUCGAUCCCCUACCGACACCAAACUCCACCAAAGACGGCAAAGGCAAGGCAAAAUUAAGUGGCUUCUUUAACAAGAUGAAGCCGCAGAAGCCCCUUACAGACUACGUUCCCGGGACGCUGGACUACAGUACUUUACCCAUGCUUCAGCAACCGUCAUGGGCAUCGAGUGCUGCAACUAGGUGCCUCAUGCGAGACUUCAAAGCUCUCAUCAAGACACAGAACGAGCAGCCACCGCAUGAGCUCGGCUGGCAUAUCGAUGAGGACAAGAUUGAAAACCUGUAUCAGUGGAUUGUUGAGCUGCACUCGUUCGAUCCGACUCUGCCACUCGCACAGGAUAUGAAGAAGCACGAUGUGAAGAGCGUUGUCCUGGAACUACGCUUCGGCAAGGAUUAUCCUAUGGCACCACCCUUUGUCAGGGUCAUUCGCCCGCGUUUCUUGAGCUUUGCUGCUGGAGGAGGUGGUCACGUCACUGCAGGUGGUGCCAUGUGCAUGCAGCUUCUGACUAACGACGGCUGGAGUGCGGCCUCUUCGAUCGAGUCUGUCUUGGUACAAGUUCGUAUGGCUAUCAUGAGCACCGAUCCCAAGCCUGCCCGCCUGGAGCGCGGUGGACGGCACGAUUAUGGAGUUGGUGAAGCGGUCGAGGCAUACAUUCGCGCAUGCGCCAUGCAUGGAUGGACAGUGCCUGCCGAUUUCAAGGAGACUGCUUAUGGAGGUACAGAAGGAUCAGGAUACUUUGGCUAG